AUGGCGUGUUACAUUUACUUCGGAGAUAACACAAAAAGUAUUCUCCAGGCAGCAUCAUGUUUUGUUGUAGCUUUGGAAAUAAUAAAAGGAAGAGCGUUAGAGCCCAGGGAUGAGAUCGCUAUCCUAGGAGAAAAAUUUCACUCCAAAAUGUCUUUGAAGAAUCACGUGGUUGGAGUGGACGAGGAGGUGCGUCAGCUAUUGGACCUGAAAGGCCUGGCUGCCCAACGCGACUUAGGCCUACCCAAAGGUCAGAACCAGCAUAAUAUAGGCCUACUCAAGAGUCAGAGAAAUUCCGGCGACGGUGCUGCUGCCACUACUACCAACAACGGAGCUGCCAGUGCUGCUGAGGUUGAUGCCGGCCAUCAGUCAGGUGUAGGAGGGAAAGUUUCUCUGGUGAAAACCCAGGAGGAGAGAGAGAAGAUGCUAGAGGCGGUCAAGAGCCACCACUCACACCUCGACGAACCAGUGAUGCCAGACGGAGAAUUGCUACGCCAGGGAGCCAGCAGCCAGGUGGAGCGUCACCAGGAACUUGACCAGCCAGAGAUCACUCACCAUCAGCUCCAGCUGGACUUACCUUCUAAGGGGAUCCAAGAGACACUCUACGACCAGGACGUGCGUGGACCUCUUCUCCACGAUGACACAAAGUUGCAGAAUCCACAUGUGCGUUACACCCCUCUGGAUCUGGCAUUGUACGUCUACAAGACGGGAGACGAAGAGGGAGUUACUCUUGCCAUCCAGGAGCUCAUUGCUGAGGGUUUG
Messenger RNA from Cherax quadricarinatus, 759 nucleotides. Lineage: Eukaryota; Metazoa; Arthropoda; Malacostraca; Decapoda; Parastacidae. The record is from RefSeq and is a predicted model, not a curated record.